Molecule: messenger RNA, 2997 nt
Organism: Penicillium angulare
Lineage: Eukaryota; Fungi; Ascomycota; Eurotiomycetes; Eurotiales; Aspergillaceae
Product: putative C6 transcription factor (Mut3)
Exons: 5
Coding region: 1-2997 (998 amino acids)
Biological process (GO): positive regulation of transcription by RNA polymerase II; DNA-templated transcription
Cellular component (GO): nucleus
Molecular function (GO): zinc ion binding; sequence-specific DNA binding; DNA-binding transcription factor activity, RNA polymerase II-specific
Source: RefSeq, a predicted model, not a curated record
AUGGCAUCCACCACGGAUUCUCAUUCUGGCGAGAAUGAGGAAGACCCCGCCUUGAACGAUUAUUUGCAUGAUGAUGAUCAAGAGACCUCCCCCGCCGAUCGCAAACUCAACUCGUCCUUACCUAUGCAAAAGCGGCGGCGAGUUGGUCGAGCCUGCGACGAGUGUCGUAGAAAAAAGAUCAAGUGCGAUGGGAAACAACCAUGUACACAUUGUACUGUCUAUAGUUAUGAAUGCACGUAUGACCAACCCUCCAACCGUCGUCGCAACCCGGCCCCGCAAUAUGUCGAAGCCCUCGAAGCCCGUAUGCACAAGGCAGAACUCCUCCUCCAUUCGCUUCUCCCCGAUCUAAAUCUCGAUGACCCACAACUCGAUGUGCAAGCUACCCAACAGCGCUUGGUCGCCGCGCAGAAAGCGAAACAGCCGACCGGGCAAUCUGCGCCCAAGCCCUCCGCGGCGCCGGCCGAGCCCGCCGCUGAGCCCGGCGAUGAGUCCUUGCUGGAAACUAUGGUCGAUAACUCGGGUUGUCUAGACCGUGAUGACCAAGGCCACUGGGAUUACCAUGGCCAUACCUCCGGAGUCAUCUUUGUUCGCCGACUGCGCAAACAGCUAGGCGCGGCUGAUAUGCCCAUCGUACCCCCGCGCGGGAUCUCGCAGACUCUCGAAAGUCCUAAAUCAACAUCCGAUUCGCCUCAGGACUCCUCCCUUCCGCCCACGCAUGAUUUACCGCCACGAGAUGUCGCCCGCCGUUUGUGUAACAAUGCUCUGGAUGAUGCCUGCAGCUUGAUGCGUUUCGUGCAUGAGCCAUCUUUCUUUGCUUGCCUUGAACGCAUCUAUGACAAGUCACCUGAUCAAUACACGAAUGAAGAAAAUUCAUUCUUACCGCUUCUAUACAUCGUGAUGGCAGUCGGAUGUCUGUUCUCAGAUGAUGGGGUGGGUAUGUUGGAUGUCGCUGGCUAUGAGGGUGCGAUUGGUCAAGGUUUUCAAUUCUUCAAGGCCGGGCGACAGCUUCUAGAGGUUACUGAUUGUCGAGACCUUACUUCUCUACAAGCAAUUUGCUUUAUGGUGCUCUUCCUUCAGUCCUCUGCCAAGCUCAGUACCUGCUAUUCAUAUGUUGGAAUCGCGCUCCGUUCGGCUCUCCGAUUAGGCCUCCACCGAAAUGUAGCCACCGAUUUCAAUCCCAUCGAGCGAGAAAUGCGGAAACGAAUAUUUUGGGUCGUUCGCAAAAUGGACGUCUAUGUCAGCACGCUGCUGGGUCUCCCUCAAAUGUUGAGCGACGACGAUAUCGACCAAGAGUACCCAAUGGAAGUUGACGGAGAGUUCAUCACUGCGCUAGGAAUUACACAGAUGCCCACAGAUUAUACCCCGCUGAUGGCUGGACCAAACGCGCACACUCGACUUUCCAACAUCAUCUUGAAGGUGGUCAAAUACAUAUACCCCGUCAAGAAUGCUCGUUAUCGCUCAAAGUUCGACCAGAGAUACAUGGUCAGUCAUUCCAAGAUCCGUGAAAUUGAGCGGGAUCUCCAGACUUGGAUGGAGGAGUUGCCUCCAGCUCUUCGACCCGGCACGGAGGUCUCUCCGCAGCUAGAAAGGAUUCGUCAAUUGCUCCGUAUUAGCUAUGCGCAUGUCCAGAUGGUCAUGUACCGCCCAUUCUUGCAUUACGUAUCUGGUGGAUCCCAGGCUCGGGGUGUCGAUAAGCGUUCUUACGCCUGUGCUGCUGCCUGCGUCAGCGUUUCUCGAAAUAUCGUUCACAUCACAACAGGCAUGCACAAGAGAGGCCUACUUAAUGGAUCUUUCUGGUUCGCAAUGUACACCACUUAUUUUGCCAUUCUCUCCUUGAUUUUCUUUGUUGUUGAAAAUCCCGAUUCUCCAACUGCUAAAGAUGGCGUUCUCAAGGAUGCAAUGGAGGGAAAAAAUACCCUUGCCGGACUAGCUAAAAAGAGCAUGGCGGCAGAUCGAUGCUCUCAGAGCUUAAUCUGCUUGUUUAAGACUCUCCCAGAAAUGCUCAAGAAUCGCCAGGGCUCUAAGGUCCCAGUGAACCUCAAGCGAUCAGCACCAUCCAAUGUCUCUGCGGAGCCAGAAAACAUCAAGACGACAUCAGAUCAAACCACCUUACCUCACCGUUCAACCACAUUCCCUGUACAAAUGAUGCAACAGACCCCAAUUGCGAACACUCAUAGUCGCCGUCAAAAGAGUCUAGAUAUUCCCCAGAGCAACCGCUUAAGCGACAGUGGUAACCAAUCUGCCUGGUUAGCUUCGACACCAGAAUUGCUCACAGAAACUAUGACCACGCCAGAGCCCUUGGUAUCAAACCCUGUUAACAACUCUUCUAUGGCCAAUCAAGACAAUUGGUCACAGCAGUUUCUCAACCCGACGAAUCUUCCGGAUCUCAUGCCCAUCAUGUUCCCAUCAGACGACCCGUUUGCGUAUCCCACACAACCAAUGUCCACCCUGGAAGAUGAUCAUUUUCGCCAUGAUCGCCCUGGAAUGAUGGGCAGUCAGUUCCCGUUCGACUCAACCCAAACAGGAAUGCCAAAUUCACCGAGCGACCCAAGUAUAUCUACUCCUACAAUGGACUUCGCCCAUCUUCCCAAUUUCGGGGCAUCGUCUGGAGUCAAAUCAUCGGUGCCGAGUCGCCUCCAGCCCAACACGCAAGGAAUGAAUUCACCUAGAAUUAGCUCACCAAUUUCCCAAGGAAACACUCCCAGUGAAGCUCUCAGCAGUCCGGACCUGGUGUCCAUCCCCAAUCAAAACUUUGUGUGGCAAGGCUACAAUUUCCAGCCAACCAACGUGGGCACGAACGACACAGUGCAUCAAAACCAAGCGAUCCCUAAUGGAAUGCCUGAUUUCACCAUGGAUGCUGAAGAUACCAACAUGGGAAUGAAUAUGGAUUUAGGAAUUUCAUUCGACGACCUAUUUGGAAAUGACCCUACUACCUUUCGACCCGCUAACGGGGCAUCCAAUGAUGAAUGGAAUCAAUGGAUGAAUGCUGGAAUUUAA